CAUUUAAUAUGGUUUACUGCCAUCUCAGACAAUUUCUUAUUUCAAAUGUUUAUUUCCGAGUAAAAUUCUAGCUAUUUACUAAAAUGUUCAGUGAGCACUUGUAUGAUUCUGGAUGUACCCAAUGAAUACACGUGACUAUUAUGAAUUUCAGUUAGUUAUUAGAUACGAUCUCUUUGAGUUGAUAUUAAGCGGCUUCAGCACAUCUUUUAUUACUGCUUUUAAAUUCCGAGCAAUAUCAUCGAUGGUGCAAAAAAUUACGACUAUUCACGUGACAAGAAAAGGUAAUUUUGAUUACAAAUGUCAAACCAAAGUGAAUUGACGAACAAAAUACAAAUAUGAGUAGUACAGCGGGAUCUGGAGGACCCAAUGACACAGUCGCGAAUACAUUUAUGACAAACGAGGACGAAUCCGACGAAUUGUUCUCAGAUGAUGAGAGCAGAGAAAUUAAUUACAGAUCUGAUGUCUCCUUGGAUAUCUCAGUUUUACAAUCUGAAACACCUUUGUCAUCGAUUGACAAUUCAAACGCAAUAACACCAAGUAAUGCGGUAAUUCCAUCUACACCGUUGAGUUUAGUGCCUUUUCUGAAUAAAAUAAACGAACAAUGGACUAGUGAUUUAGAAACACCACAAGCUGACAGAACAGCUCAGCUACAUGCAAGGUUUUCAACGAGUGCACCAAAAAAUACAGGGGAAACACCUAAACUUGAGCAACACACACCUGAUAUUUCAUCUGCUAAGAGUACAGACAAUAAAAUUACUUCAGAUUCUCCUGUUAUAGUCACCAGAGUGGUACGAAAGCGUCCUAAGCGACGCUGUAUAUUUAGAUCUUCCAUAUCUAUUGAUACAUCAGCUGAUAUUAGCAGUGAAAAUAUUACUGUAGGUAAACAAGAAGAAGCACCAUUUGCUGCUGAGUACAAUACUAAUCUUGUAGCACAAGAUAAUGUUACAGUAUUAAUACCUCAUAUUGAUAGUGCUCAUGGAAAUAAGUCUCAAGUUCAUGAUAGGAUAGAAAAAAUACAUAGUAAUGAGAAUUUCAACCAACUAAGAGACACUGUACCUGAUACCUUAGAUUUAGCUAAAAAGUUAUAUAAUGAUGCUUCUUUCAGUAAUAUAGAUAAAUCAUUUGUUAACAAUUACGAGAAGCAAGCAACAAUAGAUAGUACUCUACAAGAUAACAGCAAACAAGACAUUGUAAAUACCUAUAGAGAAGAGUCGCAAACCUUAAAUUUAAAUAAGGAAGAGAAGGAGAGUGUUGGUUCCUUUACUGCACAUAGUUCUAUUAGCAUUUCAAAGGAAACAUUAUUUAAAACAAAGAUACAAAGAUUGACAGAUGAAGUACAAAAAGAAAAUCAUGAGUUACUCGAUAAGAAAAAUUCUGUAGAACAAAUGGAUCAGCAUUUAUCACUCUCCUCAGAAGUAUUACAAGAUGUUAAACGGACAUUUGCAAAUGAAAGUAUUGAUAAAGAAGACAGUAUGCUUCUCUUUUCAACUGCUAAUGAUGUUCGUAGCAAUGUUUAUGAACAAACGUCAUCUAGAGUAAAAUUAUCGUUCGAAAAAGAAUUAGACGAAUCCUUAGAACUUAACGCUGCGGUAGAAGCCGAUGUUCAUAAUAAAGAGAAUAGAUUACAAGAAAUAGAAAAUCUGAGUAUUGGAUUCCAAACUGCACGCGGUGCACCUAUCAAUAUUUCAAAGCAGGCGUUAUCUAAAGCGAAAAUGAUGUUUGCAAAAGAAUUAGACGAAUCCUUAGAAAAUAACGUUGCGGAAGAAACCAAUAUUCAUAAUAAAGAAAAUAGAUUGCAAGAAAUAAAAAAUUCGAACAUUGGAUUCCAAACUGCUCGCGGUGUACCUAUAAAUAUUUCAAAACAGGCAUUAUCUAAGGCAAAACUAUUGUUUACAAAAGAAUUAGACGAACCAUUAAAAAUCAAUGUCACUGAGGAAGUUAAUAUCACCAAUGAAGCAGUUCAAGAACAAGAAGUAAAAGCUCCCAGCAUUGGAUUUCAAACUGCUCAUGAUGCACCUAUCAAUAUCUCAAAGCAAACGUUAUCUAAAGCCAAAUUGUUAUUUGCGAAAGAAUUGGACGAGCCACUAGAAAUUAAUGUUAUACAAGAAGCUAGUAUUCAAAAUAAAGAAAUUACAACUCCGGACAUUGGAUUCCAAACUGCUCGUGGAGCGCCUAUCAAUAUCUCGAAGCAAGCGUUAUCCAGAGCCAAAUCAUUGUUUGCGAAAGAAUUGGACGAGCCAUUAGAAGUUAACGUUGUACAGGAAGCUAAUAUCCAAGAUAAAGAAGUUUCAACCCCGAACAUUGGAUUCCAAACUGCUGGUGGAGCGCCUAUCAAUAUCUCGAAGCAAACAUUAUCCAAAGCUACAUCGUUGUUUGCACAAGAAUUGAACGAACCGUUAGAAGUUAACGUUGUACAAGAAGCUAGUAUUCAAAAUAAAGAAAUUACAACUCCGGACAUUGGAUUCCAAACUGCUCGUGGAGCGCCUAUCAAUAUCUCGAAGCAAGCGUUAUCCAGAGCCAAAUCAUUGUUUGCGAAAGAAUUGGACGAGCCAUUAGAAGUUAAUGUUGUACAGGAAGCUAAUAUCCAAGAUAAAGAAGUUUCAACCCCGAACAUUGGAUUCCAAACUGCUCGUGGAGCGCCUAUCAAUAUUUCAAAGCAAGCGUUAUCCAAAGCCAAAUCGCUGUUUGCACAAGAAUUGAACGAACCGUUAGAAGUUAACGUUGUACAAGAAACUAGUAUCCAAAAUAAAGAAAUUACAACCCCGGACAUUGGAUUCCAAACUGCUCGUGGAACACCUAUCAAUAUCUCGAAGCAAGCGUUAUCCAGAGCCAAAUCGUUAUUUGCGAAAGAAUUGGAUGAGCCAUUAGAAGUUAACGUUGUACAGGAAGCUAAUAUCCAAGAUAAAGAAGUUUCAACCCCGAACAUUGGAUUCCAAACUGCUCGUGGAACACCUAUCAAUAUCUCGAAGCAAGCGUUAUCCAAAGCCAAAUCGCUGUUUGCACAAGAAUUGAACGAAUCGUUAGAAUUUAACAUUGUACAAGAAGCUAGUAUCCAAAAUAAAGAAAUUACAAUUCCAGACAUUGGGUUCCAAACUGCUCGUGGAGCACCUAUUAAUAUCUCAAAGCAAACGUUAUCUAGAGCCAUAUCGCUGUUUGCACAAGAAUUGGACGAGCCAUUAGAAAUUAAUGUACAAGAAAUUAAUAUCCAAGAUAAAGAAGUUACAACUUCGAACAUUGGCUUCCAAACUGCUCGUGGAGCACCUAUUAACAUCUCAAAACAAGCAUUAUCCAGAGCUAAAUCGUUAUUUGCACCAGAAUUGGACGAAUCAUUAGAAAUUAACGUUGCACAAGAAGCUAAUAUCCAAAACAAAGAAAUUACAACUCCGGAUAUUGGAUUCCAAACUGCUCGUGGAACACCUAUCAACAUCUCAAAGCAAGCGUUAUCUAGAGCCAAAUCGCUGUUUGCACAAGAAUUGGACGAGCCAUUAGAAAUUAACGUACAAGAAAUUAAUAUCCAAGAUGAAGAAGUUACAACUCCGAACAUUGGGUUCCAAACUGCUCGUGGAGCGCCUAUCAACAUCUCCAAGCAAGCGUUAUCCAGAACCAAAUCGCUAUUAAGGAAAGAAUUAGACGGAUUACCAGAAUCCAACAUUGCGGAAAGAUCUAAUAUUAACAACGAAACAGUCAGAGGAGAAGACGAAAAAGUUUCAAAUGUUGAAUUUCUAACUGCUCGUGGUGCUGCUAUCGGUGUCUCUGAGCAAGCGUUCUCCAAGGCGCAAGCAUUAUUCGCGGAUCAAUUAGAUUCCCCAGCGGAAUCGUGUUUCCCAGAGAAACGCAAAUUGACUUCAGACGACAGCACACCUCUUGGCAGGGGCUUCGCGUCCGGCUGGAAAAAGAUGCGAUUCAGCAAUGAAUUCGAAGGUAGAAAGUUAUUUGCCGACUGCUCGAACGCUGUCGAUAUGGACGACCUGACGGAAACCUUAUUGGAAAAUUCUCGCAUCCCGAGCAAAAUGUCUGUAGAUGACGACGCGGAAGACAGAAAAAUUGAAACAUUUUACGCGGAAUCAACCAUGAUUGCGGUAAAUGACAUGGAAUGUUCGAAUGAGAAGAACCAAGAGGAUCCCGUGGAUUCCUUUCUGUACUCGCCUAAGAGGGAUGCCUCAGAGUUCUCCGAGCCGGACGCGAUGGGCAGUCCCGUGAUAGGGAGGCAGCCUGCCUUGAAGAAGCGCUGGAGUCUAGAGCAGCGUAGGGGCAAGCACGAUGCAGCACAGUCGGACCAAUCGCAGGGAAACGCGAGCACCACGAUAGCACCGCCACGAGAGAACGCGCCAGUUCGUCGUGAGAAGACUCACGAGGAGGAGUCGCAGAGGACGAUGCAGACGGACGGGCAGAAGCCGGAAAGUAACAGCGAUUACGGCGACACGCAGAUGAUGAUGGACUUUAUCGACGAGUCGGCGCAGAUACUACAAAAUCGCCUGGAGGUCGCGUUGGAGCAAGAGGAGAUCAUCACCCGGAAGAGACGGCAUAAGUCGAAGCAAUCCACGGGAUAUCUGUACCACCUUAAGCAGACCAACUUCGAAACUCGCAUUUCACUGAGAGAUCUUGGCAAAGGCGCGCCGCCUACGCCGCGCACCUGCCAGGAACUCAUUGAUCAACGGAUACCGCCGAACAUCUUGGCGAUCUCCGCCGCGACUUCUGCGUCCUACAAGCUCCGCUGUUCUGACUUCUACGGCAGCGACGUGGCGCGCAGUAACGUCCGCGGGUUAGAGCUGAAGGACGGCGCGCGCCUCAUCAUGGACGAGAACGGGUAUGUGGGAGUCUGGGAGUUCCUGCGUGCCUUCCUCGCGAGUCCAGGCGUCGACCCGAAUCUUAUCCCGGCCCGGUGGAUUGAGAAUCAUUACCGGUGGAUCGUGUGGAAGUUAGCGUCGAUGGACAGGAUGAAGUUCGGCUUAACCCAGUUGUCCAGAGCGUUAACACCUUCGCACGUGAUGGCGCAGUUAAAGUAUCGUUAUGAUCGAGAAAUAGAUCGAUCCCAGCGACCGGCUAUACGACGUAUCCUGGAGAAGGAUGACGUCGCGUCCAAGAGGAUGGUUUUGUGUGUUUCGUCGAUUAUGGAGAAUAGCGUCAUAGCUAAUUCCACCAUAGAGGUGGGCAAGAGUCCGCGCGUAGGAGUGGUGAAGUGGAAGAUCGAAUUAACUGAUGGCUGGUAUAGUAUACCCGCCUGCAUCGACCUUGGCAUGGUGAAGAACGUAUCGACCGGCAAGGUACGGGAGGGCACGAAAUUGUUGGUGUACGGCGCGGAACUGCUCAACUGCGACGUGGCUUGUUAUCCGUUGGAGGCACGGGCUGACGUGUGCCUCAAGUUGCACACGAAUUCGACUAGACGCGCGCGAUGGGACUUGAAAUUGGGAUACGCGUCGCCCUCGGGACCGAUACCCGUGAGACUGCGCGACGUCUGUCCGAGCGGCGGCUUCAUCGGCAAAAUGACGAUCGUCGUCGCCAGAGUGUAUCCGAUGUUGUAUCACGAGAAAUCCGCAUCCGGAGAGUCGGUCCUCAGAAACGCCAAAAGCGAGGAAAAAGCGCAGACAGAAUACGAGCAGCGAUGUCGACGUAAGGCGGAGGCGUUCUACGACAAAGCCGAGGAGGACUUCCAGGAGGAGGAUCUGUUGACGGCUCGAUCGGGCAAAGAUAGCGAGAGCUCUGCGCAGAAAUUUGCCGGCACGAAACGGCAGGACGAGCUGCUGCGCGAACUGCACAUGAAGAAGGAGCGCUACAAGCAACAGCUGCAGUGGAAGCUGCGCGAAAGCCUGCCUGCGCCGCGACAUGUCUCGCCGUUGCUCAAGGUUCGCGUGUGCGAUGGGAACGCGCACGCCAUCCUCUCCAUCUGGUCGCCCGGCGAAGAGGUCGUCGACGCCCUCAAGGAAGGCGCGUGCGUCUCACUGCGUAACGUCACCGCCGCCGGGAAAAGGGGAUGCGAGCUACAACUCACCGCGGGUCGCUGCGCGCUCUUCAAUCCGGGAACGAUGCGCGACACGUCUCAUCCGCCCCGGGUGUGCGCUUCGUUUCGCGAGAUGGCCAGUCCCGAGUUCUCGCCGCCUUACGGGGAAUUCGACACGGUCGGUCUCGUCUGCGCCGUCGGCACCGCUCCUUACGGUAUGAAGGACUUCGAAGUCGCGCACUUAACAUACCCGAAGAGCGACUCGAGCCACUCGUCUUCAUAUCUCUCGAUAAUGUUUUGGCAAGGGAUAGCCAGUUACGGCUACGCGGAGAUUCUCACCGUCGGCUCUGUCGUGGCGUGCAAUAAUUUGGAAUGGCGUAGGGCGACCUCGUGGAACGUCCCGGUGGCGUAUUGCACCGAUAAGAGCACCUUCACGCGCAAUCCACGGCGGAAUCAUCUCUACGAGGCCUUCGAGAGUCUGCGCGGCUCGAUCACGGAUCCGGCCGCGUACGCCGAGGGAUGCACCGCCGAGCUCAACGUGGAGUUGCAGAAGAGACCGGCGAGCACGAGAACGCCGACGCGCUACGCGCCGGACAAAAAUACCCCGAUUAAAAUAUACAAUUCUGCCCCGGGCUCCGACAAGAGACCGGUCGACCACACGCCGUCGCUGUCGACGCCGAGGUCGACCGCCGUCAACAACAGUUGGAGUUACGUCGCGAGCAGUUCUUCGAUACAAAAGCGGCUGGACAAGCUCCAGUACUACGCCGAGCCACCCGAAUUAUCUCCGAUCGUCAUCAGAUCGUCCAAGAGGGUCUCCUUGGAUUACCGAUCGCCCGUUCGCGUCUCGGACGCCAACUCGACCGACAGUUCGUCGACGAACGUUACCAAGUCUGGCUCGAAUUCCUGUUUGUCGCCGGAGAAGCAGUGACAUAAUUGUUUGUUCGUUUUGUUUUCUAUCACGGGUACUUUAAGACGUUGUACAUAUAUCGAUAACUAUUGAGUGUUCGUUAAUAAUAAACUAUUUUUGUACCAAUUUGA
Messenger RNA from Odontomachus brunneus, 6976 nucleotides. RefSeq names its product breast cancer type 2 susceptibility protein homolog. Gene Ontology annotation, biological process: regulation of DNA-templated transcription; double-strand break repair via homologous recombination. The transcript is spliced from 12 exons. Bases 336 to 6866 code for a protein of 2176 amino acids. Lineage: Eukaryota; Metazoa; Arthropoda; Insecta; Hymenoptera; Formicidae. The record is from RefSeq and is a predicted model, not a curated record.